UUCAUUUCUAAGUUCCAUGGGGGGACAGUUAUUCUCACACAGCAAACCUCACCACUCCCUUGCACUUAAGCUUUAAAUAAUCCAUAAAAAAUAAAUAAAACCCACGGAAAAUUUUGAAUCUUUAGACCUGUUGCUUUCGAAGAAACCCCAUAAAAAAGAUGCAAGCUUGGUUCUCAGGGAGCAGUAGUGCAGAUGAUGGGCAGGGAAAAGAAGGAUCAUCGCUUUUAGCUGAUUGGAACUCUUAUGCAGCUUCAAGAGAAUCGGAAGAUGGCUCUGCGUUUGGGUUCGAUCUUGAGUCUGCUAUGAGGUCUGCCAAUGAUACUGUCUCUGGUACCUUCAACGUCGUUUCGAAAGGUGUGAGAGAUAUUCCUGGAAACUUCCAAUCUGCCACGAGUAGUGUUCCUUCAGGAAAAGCACUUCUCUAUUUUGGUUUAUUUCUGGCAAGCGGGAUCUUUUUUGUUUUCAUUGCUUUUACCAUGUUUCUGCCGGUCAUGGUGAUCAUGCCCCAAAAAUUUGCAAUAUGCUUUACUCUUGGAUGUGGCUUUAUCAUCGGAUCAUUCUUUGCUUUAAGAGGCCCAAAGAAUCAGUUAGCUCACAUGUCAUCAAAAGAGAGGCUUCCUUUUACACUGGGAUUUAUUGGAAGUAUGGUGGGUACCAUAUAUGUUUCCAUGGUGCUUCACAGCUACAUUCUUUCCGUUCUCUUUUCUGUGUUACAGGUUCUUGCACUUGCUUACUACGCUAUCUCUUACUUCCCUGGUGGAUCUGCCGGGCUGAAAUUUCUCACAUCGGCUCUUACCUCUUCAAUAACUAGCUGUUUUGGCAGGUGACCUGGCCACCUUCCACCUUUGUUUUUGACUUGUAUACUUGUUUUGAGUCAUUAAAGGGUCUUAGUUACAUGUUUUGUUGCUUCCAUGCUGUCAUUUUCUUGUAUUUUCUGAAGAAAAACCGCAAAAAGUGUACCUUUUAUCUGCAUCAAAAUUUGGAUCCAUUAAUAGAUGAAUGCACUUAGUUUUGGUUCGUUA
Gossypium raimondii (Peruvian cotton) is the source of this 1022-nucleotide messenger RNA. Its product is annotated as protein transport protein SFT2. The transcript is spliced from 4 exons. Gene Ontology annotation, cellular component: membrane. Gene Ontology annotation, biological process: vesicle-mediated transport. The record is from RefSeq and is a predicted model, not a curated record. The coding region runs from base 159 to 827 and encodes 222 amino acids. Lineage: Eukaryota; Viridiplantae; Streptophyta; Magnoliopsida; Malvales; Malvaceae.